This is a messenger RNA of Scomber scombrus (Atlantic mackerel), 2752 nucleotides long. RefSeq names its product androgen receptor-like. The coding region runs from base 302 to 2380 and encodes 692 amino acids. NCBI's taxonomy places the organism in Eukaryota, Metazoa, Chordata, Actinopteri, Scombriformes, Scombridae. The transcript is spliced from 9 exons. Gene Ontology annotation, biological process: male gonad development; regulation of DNA-templated transcription. The record is from RefSeq and is a predicted model, not a curated record. Gene Ontology annotation, molecular function: zinc ion binding; sequence-specific DNA binding; DNA-binding transcription factor activity.
AUGAUUAUUCAUAUGUGCACAAGCCAAGGUGUAAAGUCCUCUUACGCGAUUUUUUAACAGUCACUUAUUAAUGUUGCAAACAGCUGGAUGAAACGAUUAGGCGGUAAAAGAAAAAAGAAAGUUCGUCAGCCCUAACGGGACGUCCCUUCCUUGAAGCGACCUACGUAGACGACUAAUCUGAAUUUCCCCUGUGCUCAGAUAUAUGACCGGAGUCUCAUUGGGUAGGCGGAUUCUCGUAUGGAAAAUAGUAUUGUUUCAUUUGUUGCCCGUGCAACUCAAUCUAUAGCGACGCACACUGGAGAUGUCUUUCCUGUCGAGCUUGCCCGAUUUAGAAGAAACGUCAAACUCUUUAAUAAUGAAUGAGCACGAUCCGUUGAAUCCUGCGGACACCUGUGCGUGCCCGACAGCUGCUGGGUUCAGCAAAGCAGUGUCAGUAUCGUUGGGUCUGGAUUCGGUGACUUCUCCGCUCAACAACAUGAACCAGUGCUCCAGCAGCGCCUUUGCAGACUGCGACCCCACAUGUGGGAAUAGUUCCAGAGGUGCACCAGAGUUAGGGGAAGCUGUAAAUAUGAACUCACAAGGUAACAUAUUUCUACCGAACGACACCAACCUAGGAGAGAACGACUUUGGAGAAGUGUGCCAUCACGGCAUACAACAGGUGAGCUGUAUGGAUCUGCUCAGAUCGGGCGAAAUGGACAGCGGGCAAACCGUAACGCGCGGCCCGGUGAUAUCCAGGUAUGUCUGCAAGGAAUCAAACUUGUUUAUGAACCCGGCGGCCGAGCUGCCCGCAACAUCUCAAGUGGAAGAGAUUUUAUCUUUGAAACCAUAUUCUGCUUACUCUGUAAACCCAAAUAUGUACAGAGAUAGUCUGGGUGUGUGGUGCGCAAACGAGCGCGCAAACAUCAGCAGAUCAGAACCAGCGAGAGGUGGAUCAGGUGGACGUAAUUUGUUGUGUAAAUAUUGUAAUUGCGGUCAAGCCUCUCUUGGAACAAGUCAGGACUGCCACUGCGUCUGGUACAGCAAGAGCGAACAAGGUGGUAAAGGUGGCGUGAGAGCAGCGAUGGCACAAGGGUAUGGCCAAGUGGAAAGUUACCAACGUGCAUUUUCUCACGGGCAGGCCACUUGUCCCACCAUAAAGACCGAACCUCCGAUGUGGAUAGACUGCUCAGAUCGGACUUUCAGGCAUGAGGAUUUGUUUCCAAGUGUGUACCUGUCAGACAGGCGAGUAUGUCAGGUGUGUGGCGACGAUGCAUCAGGUUGUCACUAUGGAGCUGUGACCUGUGGCAGCUGCAAAGUAUUCUUCAAGAGGGCAGCUGCAGGUAAGCAGAACCACCUGUGUGCCAGCCGGAAUGACUGCACCAUCGACAAACUGAGGAGGAAAAACUGUGCAUCGUGUCGCUUAAAGAGAUGCUUCAUGUCAGGAAUGAGCCUUAAAGGUCGUAGGCUGAAGGGAACCGGACAGACAAGGAAUGGUGAGGAGGAGCAACCUUCAGCUCCCUGGGGGCCUGGAGAAAGAGGAGAGAGGCCGGUGAAGAAAGACAUAACGUUGGAGUCCAGAAGUGCAGUUGCCAGGGCUCAAGCAUCCCAAGCCCUGGCUCUACACAUCCCCCCAACUCUGCGCUCCUGCCUAUCCCUGCUUAGUGUUCUGCAGGCCAUUGAGCCAGAUGUAGUCAAUGCUGGACAUGACCCUGCCCAGCCAGACAGCUCUGCCUCCUUGCUAACCAGCCUCAAUGAGCUGGGGGAAAGACAGCUGGUGACCGUGGUGCGCUGGGCCAAGGCGAUGCCAGGUUUCCGUGACCUGCAUGUGGAUGAUCAGAUGACAGUGAUUCAGUUGUCAUGGAUGGGGGUGAUGGUGUUUGCUAUGGGCUGGAGAUCCUACACCCUUACUAACAGCUCCAUGCUCUACUUUGCUCCAGACCUGGUUUUCAACGACCAGCGGAUGCAAGUCUCCACUAUGUAUGAACACUGCGUGCGGAUGAAGUUGCUGUCCCAAAGAUUCUGCAUGCUGAAGGUCACCCAAGAGGAGUUCCUGUGCAUGAAGGCCCUGGUCCUCUUCAGCAUCGUGCCAGUGGAGGGCCUGAAGAGCCAGCGUUGUUUUGAUGAACUGCGGACCUCCUACAUCAAUGAGCUGGACCGUUUGGCCAGCCACCGCGGAGAGACCACCCGUACACAGAGACUGUUCCAGCUCACACAGCUGCUGGACUACCUCCAAUCGAUUGUGAGGAAGUUACACCAGUUCACCUACGAUCUGUUCAUCGAAGCGCAGUCUCUGCAGACACGCGUCAACUUCCCAGAGAUGAUCUCGGAGAUUGUGAGCGUUCAUGUGCCCAAGAUCCUCUCAGGCAUGGUCAAGCCCAUCCUUUUCCACAAUACAGCCUAGAGAGGAGUCUCUGUGAUUACCCUAUUUGACAAUCGGACUCUGGCACCCAGCCCUUCAAGGUGGAAGGUGAAUGAAGUAAAAGCCUAUGUUUACCUGCAGGGUGACAGUGAGGGGACACUGAGGCUAUGAAAGCAAACUAAAUGAAGGGAAUACAACACACUGUUAUCUAAUUACAUCUGCUCCGUUCUUGUUUUUGCCUGUUCUCUGUAGCACACAUAUCAAAUGAUUACAACACUUUUCUAGCAUGCAUUCCUUCCCAUGACCUCAUGAAUGUCAAGCAACCUGGCAUGUAGACUCCUGCAACUGAAUAUUUCAUUUCGAAAGUUAAAACAGUAGCAAGACCUUUUUAUUUACAGAGUUCACAUCACUGUA